AUGAGCUAUUUCAAGAUUUUGAAUAGUCAUUUUCAACAGUAUCAUUCGUUUUGUUACAUCAAGAAAUCGUUUCUGGUAUUCGGAAAAAACGGUUGGAUUGGAGGGCAGGUAAUUAAGCUUCUGGAGGAUCGCGGAUUCACGGUCUACCGAGCUGAAUCCAGAUUGGAGAAUACGCAGGAUGUAUGCGCUGAAUUGGAUAAGUACAAGCCGGACUAUGUUAUUAAUGCCGCUGGACUUACGGGAAGACCGAACGUCGACUGGUGUGAGUCCCACAAGGAGGAUGUUGUGAGAGUCAAUGUUGUCGGCACUGUGGCUCUGACAGACGCAUGUUUCCGCCGAAACAUUCCCUGCACUGUCUAUGCUACGGGUUGCAUCUAUGAAUACGACGCUGAACAUCCUCUGGGCAGCGGCAAAGGCUUCACUGAAGAAGACGAGCCCAACUUUUCUGGCAGCUUCUACAGUUACACCAAAACAAUGGCCGAAAAGCUUCAAAAGGUGUACUCGAACGUGCUGAUCCUGCGUGUGCGCAUGCCCAUCUCGGACGACCUCUCCCCGCGGAACUUCAUAACAAAAAUCAGCAAAUACGAGAGAGUGGUGAACAUUCCGAACUCGAUGUCGGUCCUGUACGAUCUUCUUCCGAUCAGUAUUGAAUUAACGCUCCAUGAUUGUCGUGGAGUAUACAACUUUACGAAUCCGGGAGUGAUCUCGCACAACGAGAUUUUGGAUUUGUACAAGAAGUACAUCGACGAAUCGUUCACGUACAAGAACUUCUCUUUGGAGGAGCAGGCGAAGGUGCUGGCUGCGGGACGAUCGAAUAAUGAAUUGGAUGCAACCAAGUUGGUUACAAAGUGUAGAGAAUUGGGUCUGGAAGUCCCGCCCAUUAAGGAAUCUAUUGUGCAUGUGUUCGAACGAAUGCAGGUGAAUCUUGGCUUGAAGAAGAAUUGCUUUGUUUGUUUUAUAAUGCCAGACGAAGAAAGAGUAAUGACUCGUAUACAUUAG
Blastocystis hominis is the source of this 999-nucleotide messenger RNA. RefSeq lists its product as hypothetical. Lineage: Eukaryota; Bigyra; Opalinata; Blastocystidae. Gene Ontology annotation, biological process: S-adenosylmethionine biosynthetic process. Gene Ontology annotation, molecular function: methionine adenosyltransferase regulator activity. The transcript has 7 exons. Gene Ontology annotation, cellular component: methionine adenosyltransferase complex. The record is from RefSeq and is a predicted model, not a curated record. Bases 1 to 999 code for a protein of 332 amino acids.